AGAUUUACACCCUGCUGCAGAACCACUUGUUCAUUUCCUGCAGGAGAUAUUAGGAACAUUGGGAUUGACCUCCAGUGGCAGCUCUGGUGCUGUUGGAAUUGCCGCUGACCACCCUCAGCAGGUCUGCAUCCACCCGGGAACCAUCUAUCCUCCCCCAGCUUGGUUGUGCCUCUUCUGCACUCUGUUGGCUGAGGCUGGGCUUGGGAAGGAGGCUGAUUGGCUGCUGGACUGGUGAUUGACUCUAACUUUUGUUUCCAACCGUAUCACCUGAAUCAUCCAACAAUUAGAGUGUGAAGAUACAAAACUGUAAUAGAUCUGUGGUGGAGGCUGAGACUGGGAUAGGGGUAUUUAACCGGGUCUCCUCUGUAACUUGUAGUAUGACUGGGGCUGAGAUUGAGCCUGGCGCCCAGGCCAAGCCUGAGAAGAAGCCUGGAGAAGAGGUUGUGGGUAGGACUGAGAGAGAGAAUGAAGUCCCAAUGGUGGUCCGGCCUAAGGUUAGGACCCAGGCCACACCUGGGGCAAGGCCCAAAAACGAGUCCAAGGGUAUGUCUGGGGCAAGAUCCAAAAGUGAGUCCAAGAAUAUGUCUGGGGCAAGGCCUAAAACUGAGUCCCAGGCAAUGUCUGGGGCAAGACCCAAAACUGAGUCCCAGGCAAUGGCAGGGGCAAGGCCCAAAAGUGAAUCCCAGGCAGUGGCAGGGGCAAGACCCAAAACUGAGGCCAGGGCAGUAGGUGGGGCACGUCCUAAGACUGAAGCCAAGGCAAUCCCUGGGGCAAGGCCCAAGGAUGAAGCCCAGGCUUGGGCCCAAACUGAGUUUGGGGCUGAAGCAAUGUCUCAAGCAGAGGGUGUGUCCCAGACCAAUGUGGUAGCCUGGCCAUUGGUCAAUAAUGAGUCUGGUUCUGCUGCUAAACCUAUGGCCCUAUCUGUGGAUAGGGAGCUGGCCAAUGUGGACACUGAGACCUUUCCUGGCUCCCAGGUUCAGACAGGAAUCCAACCUUGGUUUGGAGCAGGGGAAGAAACUAAUAUGGGGUCUUGGUGCUAUCCCAGGCCCAGAGCCAGAGAGGAGGCCUCUAAUGAGUCUGGAUUCUGGUCAGCAGAUGAGACCUCUACAAUGUCUUCUUUCUGGGCUGGAGAAGAGGCCAGUAUCAGAUCAUGGCCUAGAGAAGAGGCCAAUACCAGGUCGAGGCAUAGGGCCAAACAUCAGCCUAAUCCCAGAUCCAGGCCCAGAUCCAAGCAAGAUCCCUAUAUUGAUUCCUGGUCUGGGUCUGAGGAGGAGUCUGCCAAUCCAUUCUGCUUGUGGGCUGGAGAAAAUACCAAUAACUUAUUCAGGCCUAGAGUCAGGGAUGAGGCAAACAUGAGGUCCAAGCUCCGGACAAAGAGAGAGGACUUUUUUGAAUCUGAAUCUGAAGAUGAGUACUAUAAGGAAUCUUGGUUUUUGCCUGGAGAAGAGGCCAAUAGUAGAUUCAGGCCCAGAGACAAGGAAGAGCCUAAUACUAUCUUGAAACCCCGGGCUCAGAAAGAUGCUAAUAAUGGUGAUAGGGUCAAACAAGAGCCCAGGUUUGAGGAGGAAGUCAUAAUUGGAUCCUGGUUCUGGGCAGAGAAGGAGGCUGGUAUGGAGGCUGGGGCUUCAGCCAUUUGUGAAUCGGAACCAGGGGCUGAGGAGGGGGCCAUUGGUGGAUCCUUGUUCUGGACUGAAGAAAAGUCCAGUUUGGGGGCUGUGACCAGAGAAGAGACCAGGCCAGAGUCUGAAGAAGAGGCCAUAUUUGGGUCCUGGUUCUGGGACAGGGAUGAGGCCUGCUUUGAUUUAAAUCCCCGUCCUGUGUACAAGGCUAGUCCCAGGUUCAGAGAUCCAGCUGAGGAGGAAGUUAAUGUAUCAUCCAGGCCCCAAACCUGGGACGAGGUCACUGUUGAAUUCAAACCUGGUCCUUGUCAUGGGGUUGGCUUCCCAUCCCCAAGCCCCUUUAGAAUUCCUGAAGAAGCAGCAUCUGUAUAUUCUGAAAUGUUUGAGGGAAAGCCCAAGGGUGUGGAAGUUACCCCAGAAGGGGAAGAGCAGGAAUCUUUGCUUCAGUCUGAUCAACCUGACUCUGAGUUCCCAUUUCAAUAUGAUCCGUCCUACCGGUCAGUCAGGGAAAUUCGAGAGCAUCUUAGGACCAGGGAGAGUGCAGACCCUGAGAAUUGGUCCUGCAGCUGCAUACAAUGUGAGCUUAAAAUCGGUCCUGAAGAGUUCGAAGAACUCCUUCUAUUGAUGGACAAGAUUCGGGAUCCUUUUAUUCAUGAGAUAUCUAAAAUCGCAAUGGGUAUGAGGAGUGCUUCUCAAUUUACCCGCGAUUUUAUUCGUGAUUCAGGUGUUGUCUCGCUUAUUGAAACCUUGCUCAAUUAUCCCUCUUCCCGAGUUAGGACAACUUUCUUGGAAAAUAUGAUUCACAUGGCUCCACCUUAUCCUAAUCUAAACAUGAUUGAGACAUUCAUAUGUCAAGUGUGUGAGGAAACCCUUGCUCAUAGCGUGGGUUCCCCUGAACAGCUGCUUGGAUUAAGGAUGCUUCGGCACCUCACUACAACUACUGACUAUCACACACUGGUUGCCAAUUAUAUGUCUGGGUUUCUCUCCCUGUUAACCACAGGCAAUGCAAGAACAAAGUUCCAUGUUCUGAAAAUGCUGUUGAAUUUGUCUGAAAAUGCUAUGGUGGCAAAAAAGCUAUUUAGUGCCAAAGCUCUAUCGAUAUUUGUGGGUCUCUUUAACAUAGAAGAGACAAAUGAUAACAUUCAAAUUGUUAUCAAAAUGUUUCAAAAUAUCAGUAAUAUUAUAAAAAGUGGAACAAUGUCCUUAAUUGAUGAUGAUUUCAGUCUUGAGCCGCUUAUUUCUGCAUUCCAUGAAUUUGAGAAGCUAGCUGAGGAACUACAAGUCCAAAUAGACAAUCAGAAAGAUCCUGAGGUGGGGCAACAAAGCUAAGAUUAUUAACCACCUGCCUCUGAUCAGCCUUAUGUUCCCAAAGAGCCCUGAGUAGUGCUUCGGUUUUCAGUCUAGUUUUAUGUUGUAACUUAUAUUUUAAUGCUGAUGUUAACUUUGUCCAAUUCUUGGUUUGAGCUGGAUCACUUUGUGGAUGCCAAAUGACUAUUAGUGCUGAAAAAAUUGUUGAUAUUUGUCUUGCUGUCCAGAUUGCAGUAUUUUUCAGUAUUGAGCUUCCAAUGAACUGAGCCGCUUGUGUAAGCUACCCUGCUAUUCGUUGUUUAAACAUAUGGUUCUCUAUUCGAGUCUGUGUUUUCAAUAAAGGUCUGUGUGAAAACUGGCA
This is a messenger RNA of Phacochoerus africanus (Common warthog), 3288 nucleotides long. RefSeq names its product G protein-coupled receptor associated sorting protein 2 (gene GPRASP2). Lineage: Eukaryota; Metazoa; Chordata; Mammalia; Artiodactyla; Suidae. Bases 378 to 2948 code for a protein of 856 amino acids. The record is from RefSeq and is a predicted model, not a curated record. The transcript has 2 exons.